This is a messenger RNA of Ornithodoros turicata, 9694 nucleotides long. It is a transcript of the gene Ufd4, whose product is annotated as E3 ubiquitin-protein ligase HECTD1-like. Gene Ontology annotation, cellular component: nuclear speck. The transcript is spliced from 41 exons. Gene Ontology annotation, molecular function: ubiquitin protein ligase activity; protein binding; metal ion binding. NCBI's taxonomy places the organism in Eukaryota, Metazoa, Arthropoda, Arachnida, Ixodida, Argasidae. Bases 437 to 8044 code for a protein of 2535 amino acids. Gene Ontology annotation, biological process: anatomical structure development; proteasome-mediated ubiquitin-dependent protein catabolic process; protein K63-linked ubiquitination. The record is from RefSeq and is a predicted model, not a curated record.
UGGAGCGCUGCGUUGGCUGCGUCAGUCUGUUGCAUUUAGGCUUAUUGAGGUAGGACUUUGUGGUGAAUGGUCUGUGCUCAGUGGUGUAGUCUUUCAAAUUUCCGUUGUUCUACUGCACAUACACGUUCGAUUUGUGGCACCCCGUACAAAGCACGCCCUUUAUUUUCUACUUGUAUUGUUUCUACAUCAUUAUCUUGUCCUUGGAUAGUGUAACAACAAACGGUUGUGUGCUCAGUGUGAUUUUUCCCUGCCUGCCCGAGACCAUCUCAUCAUCCCAGGCUCUGCGGAGCUCUUACAUGGGACGACAGCGUGGCGCAACGGAUAUGUGAAUCUCAUCGCUGAUUUUCGUCUCCCCAUUCAUUGGGGCUGCGACCAAGACUCAAACGUCUCCCAUUUGUGAUAUACCCGAGGAAUAAAAUUCGGUUUCGCGGUCAAGAUGGCGGACGCAGAUCCCGAAACACUUUUGGAAUGGCUAAACAUGGGUCAAGGCGACGAAAGGGAUAUGCAGCUGAUUGCAUUGGAGCAACUUUGUAUGCUGCUUUUGAUGUCCGACAACGUCGACCGAUGCUUCGAGAGCUGUCCACCAAGAACGUUCCUUCCGGCACUGUGCCGAAUAUUCCUGGACGAAGCGGCCCCGGACAAUGUCCUGGAGGUGACGGCCCGAGCCAUCACCUACUACUUGGACGUCUCCGCGGAGUGCACCCGUCGCAUUGUCGCCGUCGAUGGUGCCGUGAAGGCCAUGUGCAACCGGCUGCUGGUUGCCGAUGUGUCGUCGCGUACCAGCAAGGACCUCGCUGAACAGUGUGUGAAGGUUCUGGAGCUGGUGUGCACUCGGGAAGCUGGUGCAGUGUUUGAAGCAGGUGGCCUGCAGUGCGUGUUAGCCUUCAUCAGGGACAAGGGGUCACUGGUACACAGGGACACACUCCAUUCAGCUAUGGCCGUCGUCUCUAGGCUCUGCGGAAAGAUGGAUGCGCAAGAUCCAGCCUUACCGUCGUGUGUAGAAGCGCUCUCGCUGCUCCUUCGGCACGAAGACACUCACGUGUCUGACGGUGCCCUACGUUGCUUUGCCUCCCUGGCGGAUCGUUUCACCAGGCGAGGCCUGGACCCCGCUCCGCUGGCGGAGCACGGACUAGUUCACCAGCUCUUAGGUCGCAUGGCAGCAGUUGCUACAAUCACCCCGGGCGGAUCUCAAGGUGUCGGAGCCGGCGGAAGUUCCGGCGGGGGUGGUGGAAGCGGACCGCUUGCCACUCCAGCUCCGGAGCCAAAGUCAUCGCCGACUGUGUCCACAAUCAUUAGCUUGUUGUCAACACUGUGUCGUGGAUCACCCGCCAUCACGCACGACCUGCUUAGAUCUGAACUCCCGGAUGCUAUAGAAUCUGUUCUUCAAGGAGACGAAAGGUGCGUGUUGGACACAAUGCGUCUGGUGGACCUUCUCCUAGUCCUGCUUCUGGAGGGGCGCAAGGCUCUGCCCAAGGCAGGGGCAGGGACUGCAUCUGCACGCUUGGCUUCCCUGAGGAGGACGGACGGGACCAGCGGGGAGCGCACCCACCGUCAACUCAUCGACUGCAUACGCAGUAAAGACACGGACGCCCUCAUAGACGCCAUUGAUUCUGGAGGCAUCGAGGUGAACUUCAUGGACGACGUGGGGCAGACGUUGCUCAACUGGGCGUCUGCGUUUGGCACUCAGGAGAUGGUGGAAUUUCUCUGCGAUCGUGGGGCAGACGUGAACAAGGGCCAGCGUUCGUCUUCGUUGCACUAUGCUGCGUGUUUCGGUCGUCCCGGAGUAGCCAAGGUGCUGCUGAGGCACGGAGCGAACCCAGACCUGCGAGACGAAGACGGAAAGACCCCACUCGACAAAGCGAGGGAACGCAACGAUGAAGGGCACCGAGAGGUGGCGGCCAUCUUGCAGUCUCCGGGAGAGUGGAUGUGCCCCGUGGGCGAGGGCUCCGCGGGAGAACGCAGAGGAGGCGCGGGGGGACAGGACGGCGCGGAAGAGGAGAAUGCGGAGCCCAAGGGCGACCCAGAGAUGGCGCCGGCGUACCUUCGCCGUCUGCUGCCGGUCUUCUGCCUCACGUUUCAGCACACGUUAAUUAGAUCUGUUAGGAAGUCAAGUUUAAACCUGAUCCGCAAGAUGGUUCAUUACAUCCAGCCGACCCUCUUGGCGGACAUGUCUGAGUCUGAAAGUGGAGUUCCGAACUUCGCUUCUCUACUUGUAGAAGUUCUAGCAAACAUCCUCGACUCUGAAGAAGACGAAGACAGCCUGUUAGUAGCCCUUCAGAUGAUUCAAGACGUCAUGAGCAAGGGACCCAACAUUUUCUUAGAACACUUCGCCCGUCUCGGAGUCUUCAGCAAGGUCCAGGCGUUGGCUGGACCUCAGGAACCACCCGAAGAAAGUGCAGCAUCUGGACCGUCUCAGCGGGCCAAAGAGGAUGGUGGAGAGGAUGAAGAACAACCCCCACAGCAACAGCAGGAAGAUGCCAAAGAAAUAGUGGCAGGCCGUGCCUAUCACUGGCGAGACUGGAGUAUGGUGCGAGGCCGAGACUGCCUCUAUCUCUGGAGCGAGGCAGCUGCCCUGGAGCUCUCCAACGGUUCCAAUGGCUGGUUCCGGUUCAUACUCGAUGGCAAGCUGGCCACCAUGUACUCCAGCGGGUCCCCAGAGGGCGGCUCGGACAGUUCGGAAAACCGGGGGGAAUUCUUGGAGAAGUUGCAGCGAGCACGUGCGCAGGUGAAACCUCACACCGCCAGCCAACCCAUCCUCUCGACCCCCGGUCCCACGCGGCUGGUCGUGGGCAACUGGGCGAUAUCCUGCCGCCGAGAAGGAGAGCUGUCCAUCCACAACUCCGACGGGCAGCAGCAGGUGACCGUGCUCCGAGAGGACCUCCCCGGAUUCGUGUUCGAGUCCAACCGCGGCACCCGUCAUUCGUUUACGGCCGAGACCCUGCUCGGCCCGGAGUUCGCCGCCGGCGGAUGGGCGGGACGAAGGGGCCGCAGGUUGAGGUCCAAGACGGAGGCACUCAAGCAAAAGGUGCGACUUCAGGCGAGGGAAAUCUACAACGCCCACUUCCGCAGCGCCCAGGCCCAGCCCCGUGUCGUCGUGACACGCCUCUGCAAGAUCGUGGAGCAUCUGGACCGCGCCUGUCAGCGUCAGGUCUCCUGCUGGCAGGAGCCUCAAGGUGGCGACUGGAGUCGCCAGCUGCGGGGAGCGCUGCAGGAGCUGGUGCAGCUACUGCAGGACGAACGAGCGGUGUCUGCCUACGAGCUGCACAGCAGUGGUCUCGUCCAGGCCCUUCUGCGGCUGCUGAGUAAGACGGGUUUGGAGGGCAAUGGGCACAUGUCCUGGAAAGCCAAUAAGCUGUUGAAAGACCGAGUGAACGUCUUCAAGAACUGCUUUCACGAGAAACCUUACGGAUCGGACACUCGCUCCCCAUUUGCGACGUUGCUUAGGAAACUAGUCAUGGUACUGGAGUCGAUAGAACGGCUUCCCGUCCACCUUUACGAUACUCCCGGUUCCGGAUACGGACUGCAGGUGCGCUAUUUCUCUGGCGUACUCCAAAGCACGAUCCUGACGCGGCGUCUACGGUUCCGUCUGGAACGGGCCUCCGGCGAGACGACCCUCAUCGACCGCACGGGGAGGGGGCUCAAAAUGGAACCUCUAACGACCGUUGGUCAACUGGAGAGGUACCUGGUCAAGAUGGUAGCAAAGCAAUGGUAUGACUACGAUCGCUCGACGUUCAGCUUUGUCAAGAAGUUGAAGGAGCCUGGCGCUCGUCUUGCCUGCACUCACGUCAGGGACUUUGAUGAAAAUGGGCUCAUCUAUUGGAUUGGCACCAAUGGGAAAACGGCAGCAGAGUGGGUAAAUCCGGCCCAGGUCGGCUUGGUGGUGGUGUCGUCCUCGGAAGGUCGUAACCUGCCCUACGGCCACCUAGAGGACAUUUUGAGCAGAGAUACAUCCGCCCUCAACUGCCACACCAACGAUGACAAGCAAGCUUGGUUCUCGAUAGAUCUGGGAGUGUGGAUCAUCCCAAGUUGCUACACGCUGCGGCAUGCCAGGGGAUAUGGACGGUCUGCUUUGCGCAACUGGCAGUUCCAAGUGUCCAAAGACGGGGUGACGUGGCAGACGCUGUGGUCGCAUCAGGACGACUGCGCCCUCAACGAACCGGGUUCCACGGCGUCCUGGUACCUCCCCACGACGGAUGAGACUCAGGGUUGGCGUCACGUGCGCCUCCAGCAAACCGGAAAGAACGCCUCUGGCCAGACGCACUACCUCUCUCUCUCGGGAUUCGAGAUCUACGGUGUCGUCACGGGAGUCUGCGACGACUUGGGCAAGGCAGCCAAGGAAGCAGAGGCAAAUGUCCGUCGACAGCGCCGCCAAAUAAAGCAAAUGUUGAAGCUGAUGGUCGGCGGUGCGCGGGUCGUGCGAGGUCCCGAUUGGAAGUGGAGGGAUCAGGACGGCAAUCCAUCGGGCGAAGGCACUGUGACCGGAGAGCUGCAUAACGGAUGGAUUGACGUGACUUGGGACCACGGAGGAUCCAAUUCGUACCGCAUGGGAGCGGAAGGAAAAUACGACUUGAAGCUUGCUCCGGGAUACGACCCGGAAUGCACAGCCGCGAGCACUUCGAAACCGGUGACUGCCAGCGGCUCCACACCGGCUACGACGGCGAGCACCGCAAAGUCAGCGAAGACAGUGACGACGGACACGGCGUCUGCAAGGGGCAGCCUCCCAACGGUCAGUUUCUGCCUGCCGAGUCGAAAGAGUUCGUCUGCUUCCAGCUUGGUAGCAGAACAGCCGCAGGCGACGACGGAUCAGCCGUCUGCAGUGUCCGCGGAGAAUCUCACCUCAGUCAGGGCCGCCGAAACCGUUGCGGAGAACAUGCUGAUCCGCGCACGUGCUGAGGCAACCUUGGCGUCGACUCAGGAGCUCAACGAGGGGCCGUCUGCGCCGCCCGUCUCCCGCCCGUCUCGGGAGUUGAACAGCCUCUCCCCAACACGCGAAGAUCCGGAAACGGAGGAUGCCGCGACGGCCAUGACCAGCGGUUCCGGUGGCGGAACAAAGUCGACCAGCAAAGCGACUUCGCUGGAGCCAGGCAGGACGACAUCGACGAACAGCAUGAGCGUCUCCGUCCCAAACCUGUCGCUCGGAUCGGCAAACGUGAACGAAUCCGCCGUCAGCCUCCUCGAGACGUUUGCAGCCGUGACGAGACGAAGAGGAGGAAGCAAUGUUGGCAAUAUGAGCAGCGGCGUGACAUCCGCGCCCGGCGGGCCCGGGACGUUGUUUACGCGCGGGUCGAACAACGUCAGCUCCCUCGUGAGACUGGCGCUGUCAUCAAAUUUUCCAGCUGCAGAAAUGUUGGCAGACCUGCUUGGUGACAUUGCUGUAGGAAAUGAAACUACGUCGCAGCUCGGGAACCACCAGACGCCUGGAGGCUUCUUGAGCACGGCACAGAGCUACCCUAGCCUCACCCCAAGCACGACUACGGCCGGCGGGACGAGCGCAGCCAGCGGAGGCCUGGCAGUCAGCCUCACGUCCAUGUCGAGCGAGAGCGAGCAGGACUUCCUGGAGACCUGUCGCGCGAGCACCCUGAUGGCGGACCUGGAAGACGACGACGACCUCCCGGACGACGAGGACAAUGAAGAUGAUGAGGAUAACGAAGACGACGACUACGAGGACGUUGUGGAGGACGAUGCGCAGGAGCUCCGCAACGGAGGCAGCAGUAGCACGAGCGGCAAGAGGCGCAGCUGGGACGACGAGUACGUGUUGAAGCGGCAGUUCUCGGCACUGAUCCCAGCGUUUGACCCCCGGCCGGGACGCACCAACGUGAACCAGACAUCGGAUCUGGAGAUUCCUCCGCCAGGUUCCGACGAGUCAAAUGCUGAAGAAGUGAGAGAAUUGACUCCUCAACCAAGGUUGCAGCUGACGCUGAAGGGCCCCAACCUGCCAGGAAUUCCCGAUCUAGAAGUGGACCUGGUGGACCCUGAAUGGACGAUCUUCCGAGCCGUGCAGCACUUGGUCCAGUCCUCGGACCUGGGCUCCAAGCAGGACAAGAUCCGACGGAUAUGGGAGCCCAUGUACAUAAUCAUCUACAAAGCUGCCAAAGACGAAAUUCCAACCUCGCGCGAGACUGGGUCAUAUGAGAUGUGUACCCGAACGCCAGUAGCGCGUCCCGCAGCCGGAGGGUCGGCCGCAGGAGGCCGUGGCUCGUGGGAGGCCACGCCCGCGAGCACGACGUCGGAGGUCAACGGAGGGUGUUCGGUGGAGGACGUCCUCCAGCUGCUGCGUCUGCUCAGUACGCACCGCAGGAGUCGUGGCAACCACGGUUCUAUAGGCAUAGAAGAUGCGGCACCGACCGGAACAAACGACGACUUCCUUAGCAAGAAAAUCACAAACAAAUUAGUACAACAAGUACAGGACCCUCUUGUCCUGUCAUCCGGAUCCCAGCCCGAGUGGUGCGAACACCUCACCUACACCUGCCCCAUGCUUUUCCCCUUUGAGACACGCCAACUGUACUUCUCCUGCACUGCCUUCGGUGCUUCACGGUCCAUAGUAUGGCUGCAGAACCAGCGGGAGGCAUCCGCAGACAGGCACCGCGGUCCCUCCCCACGUCGGGACGACCCGCACGAGUUCAGGGUUGGCCGACUAAAACACGAGAGGGUGAAAGUUCCUCGGGGCGACCGUCUGCUUGACUGGGCGCUGCAGGUGAUGAAAGUCCACGCGCAGCGCAAGACCGUUCUCGAGGUGGAGUUUCAAAACGAAGAAGGAACAGGCCUGGGUCCAACGCUGGAGUUUUAUACCCUGGUUGCUGAAGAGUUGCAGCGCAGAGACCUAGGCAUGUGGCUCUGCGAAGACAUUCCUACAACAAAUGACAAGAAGCCGUCUGUCGUCGAGUGCGGAGGAGAGUCGUCGAAACCCGCCGGCUAUUACAUCCACACCCCGUACGGGCUGUUCCCCGCACCCUUGCCGCAGGACUCCGCAGUGUGCGCCCGUGUGUCGAACCUCUUCCAUUUCCUCGGCGUCUUCCUCGCCAAAGCCCUGCAGGACUCUCGGCUCGUCGACCUCCCGCUGUCUCGGCCGUUCCUCAGGUUGCUGUGUCAGGGACCGCGUUCGACCGCGGCCAAGGAGCAGACAAUCAACCAGAUGAAUUCGUCAAUGACGCGGGAAGAGGGGUUCAUGGUCGGACAGGACGACUCUCAGCCUCACCGCAAGGCCUCGCCGCCGUCGCCUCCGGCGUGGUUCAGCGGUAUCCUCACCAACGAAGAUUUCAUGGAGGUAAACCCACAUCAAGCGAGGUUCCUGCAGCAGCUGCGCGAGCUCUCCGCGCAGAAGCAGCGCAUAGCCGGAGACAACUCCCUCAGUCAGGAGGACCGUCUGCGGCAGCUGCAUAACCUCACGUUUCCACCGCACGACGACACCGUGCUGCCUGCACGAAUGGAAGACCUCGGGUUGACGUUCCAGUUCUGCCCGUCAUCGAAGGUGUACGGCUUCAGUGCCGUAGACCUCAAGCCCGGCGGCGAACACGAAGAGGUGAAUCUGGAGAACAUGGAAGAGUACACGGAGCUGUUGGCAGAUUUCUGUCUCCACUCUGGGAUCCGUAAACAAAUGGAGGCCUUCCGAAGCGGUUUUUGCAAAGUGUUCCCCAUGGAAAAACUGGGGGCCUUCACUCCGGAAGAAGUCCGUCUUAUGCUGUGCGGAGAACAGAAUCCGGUGUGGACGAGGGAGGACAUCCUGACCUACACUGAUCCCAAGUUGGGCUAUUCGAGAGACAGCCCCGGCUUCCAGCGCUUCGUCAACGUCCUGGUCGGCAUGUCCGGUCCAGAGUGCAAAUCAUUCCUGCAGUUCGCCACGGGUUGCUCUUCCCUCCCUCCUGGCGGGCUGGCCAACCUCCACCCACGGCUCACUGUGGUCCGCAAAGUGGACGCUUCCGACGGAUCGUUCCCCUCCGUCAACACCUGUGCCCACUACCUCAAGUUGCCAGACUAUUCAAGUGAGGCGGUUCUGCGGGAACGUCUUCUCGCCGCCACUCGAGAAAAGGGCUUCCACCUCAACUGAGCCGCCGGGUGCGUCUGUCGGUGCCUGGUGUGCCAACUCAUUAUUAUUAACUGCAUUUUUUUUCGGGCGAAAAUGUUACACGAGUUCCGAAAUGUCGUCUGAGAUACAAUUUUAGAAGAGUGUACGAAACAUUAUCUAGCUUCACUUUUUUUUUUUUUUCUCCAUAAAUUUUUUCCUCCCGCUUACCGUUGCCGGUACGAAACACGGUACGUCGGCGUUUCGACGGCAGGUACAGAUGAGUCGCGGAAGCAGGAAAGGGUAUCCAAACCGUGCUCCAUUUGCAGCUUUUCCUAUCCCUUGCUUUGUCACGGAGCCCAUAACAGUGUGUCGGAGAGACGGUGAGUUGGCGAGUGGCCAAACCAGAAGUCGGACAGCUCAUGGUUGCCGAUUUGAGUCCUGUAUUGUGUGCGCCACGACAAUGAUUACGAUGGUGAAGACCAAGCGUGUCUGUGUGUGUGUGCGUUUGUGUGUGUUUGUACUGCGAUGAAAUGACUUUGUUCUUUGGGUCUUCCCACGGAUUUCUGCGGAAGUGGUGCGUACAGGCUUUGGAUACGGAUUUUGGAGUGUGAUACCGGAUAUUAUGUGUGUGUAAAGGUGUGUUGCUGCUGCUUAGAAGCUGGAUUUCUUCUUUGAGGGAUUAGAAACUGCGUGCCUGAAGGGACGGGGUUAGUCAGCGCUGGCAUUGGCGGGUGGGGGCUUUUUUUUUCCCACUCUUUCCGCUAAAAACAUCGCCUGUCCUUGCAGUUGCAGUUAUCGAGUAAAAGAACUUAUGUCUCAGUCCACUACGUGCCGCACUAGUUCGAGUACCGGGAGUACUGUACCGAGUACUGUACCGGGAGAAAGGUUGCCGCACGCGCCCGUCGACAAGCAUGCCUAUCGCGGAAGAUGAGGCAACGUCAGCGCUGCCAUUCUUGCAAUGCAAACUUCGAGUAGGCUGUGUAUAAAUCUAGAUAGGACUAUUCAGUAAUUUUUCCUCUGUUCCCUUACUGUGUGCAGAAAGUCAGGUGUCGAAUAUUUUUGAGCACAGACCCCCAACAACAAUAACAACCGGCUUUUUUGUGGGGGGGAAAAAAGAAAAUACUUGUUUCGUGAUUAUGUCGGACCCCCUUUCGCAUGUGACGAUUACUUCGGAGUAUGAAUGUUUUGAGUGUGUGUUACGGCAGACUCUUGGUUUACAGCACAGGGGUACCUGCUCCCGUGUGCGAAGUGCCUCCGGAAUGAAAUAUCAUCUUAGGUUGUUCUAACGCUUCUCUAUUAUUUUUUUUCCUUUCAUUUUUUUUUUUUUUUAUGGGUGAUGGGAGACCACAAAGCACAUUCUUGUACAUGUAUAUACGUUAAGAAAGAAAAACACCGGUAUAUAAUACAAUUAUAUAUACAUAUAUAUAUUACCGCAGAAAAAAAAGAGCUUUGAUAUAUAUAUAUAUAUUCUAUAUAAGAGAGCGCUGCAUGGUGCAUUUGGUCUCCCUGCACGUUCCGGGUAUGUCUUUUUUUUUUCUUCCCCUACGUGUUAGGUGAUGUUUUUGACCCUCCCACGCAGCAAGGUUUUGUGCUGCUGCUGCUGCAUUAUUUAUAACGAGAGAUAAAAGCCUUUCUUGUGAGGGCCGUAACUGUGAUGUGCUAAGAGCAGAUUAAUAAAAUGUUCCAAGUCCA